Molecule: messenger RNA, 1083 nt
Organism: Anopheles moucheti
Lineage: Eukaryota; Metazoa; Arthropoda; Insecta; Diptera; Culicidae
Exons: 2
Coding region: 1-1083 (360 amino acids)
Source: RefSeq, a predicted model, not a curated record
AUGGUCGAACUGCGAAAGGUGCUCGGGGAAAUGUCCCUCGCCAACGAGCAGCUUCGGGCCAUGGUGAAGGAGCUGCAGCAAGAGCUGGUGAUGCUGCGUCAGCGUACCGUGGCCAACGAAGAAAUGGCCCGGGAGGAGCGGAAGCUGGCCCGCGAAGAAUUUAAGCUGGCGCAAGAGAAAUUCCACCAGGAGCUGCAGUGGAAUAAGGACCAGGCCCGCCAGUGGUAUGAAGAGACGCAGCGUCUCAGAGGCGAGCUGGCAAAGGAGACUGCGUGCCACCAGGAGCUGCUGGCACAGAUGCUUGGUUGUGGCGGUAACCAAGCUCUGCAACCGCAGCAGCAGGCGCAGCCAGCUGUUGCGCAGCAGCACCCUCAGAGGCAGCAGAAACAGCAACAGCAACGGCCUCCGUCGAAGCAGGCGACAUCGCAGAGCUCCCUGCAGCAACGGCAACAGCAGCAACAACAACAGCAGCAGCAGCGGAUGACGUAUGCUAACGUGGCGGCCGAGACAUCCGGCACGCAGGCUUCCCAGGGCGGUUCUUGGACGGUGGUGGGGCCUCGUAAAGCACCGCAGAAGCCGCAGCAGCAACAACAGCAGCAGCUGGCCAAGCCGCGACCACAAUCUGCGGCGGCGAAGCAUUCGGCGAAGAAGAAGCUGGACGCCAUCGAGGUUGCCCCAGGAGAGGGACAGUCAUGGACAGACGUCUACCAGAUGAUACGGAGCGCUCCGUCGUUGGCCGAAGAUCAGGCCAAACUAGGCGUUGGACGACGAACGACGCGGGACCGGCUAGUAAUGGACCUGCAGGAUGGCGUCAACUCAGCGGAAAUCCUGCUACGAGUCCUGGAGGUCUCCGCGCAGGCUGCACCCUCGGCCUCCACCCGCUUGGUGACGGAGACGGUGGAGGCGUGGAACGGUACGCAGACGGCGUACGUUCGGAUGACGCUCAAGGCGGCGGAGCUGAUGCACCAACAGCGAGUACGAGUGCUGCACACCUCAUGCUUGGCGACGAAACUGACACCACCGACGCGGGGCCAGCUACGGUGCUUCAAAUGCCUGGAGCACGGACACCUGCGGCACCAGUGA